This is a messenger RNA of Theobroma cacao (cacao), 1392 nucleotides long. Its product is annotated as Ribosomal protein L34e superfamily protein. The record is from RefSeq and is a predicted model, not a curated record. NCBI's taxonomy places the organism in Eukaryota, Viridiplantae, Streptophyta, Magnoliopsida, Malvales, Malvaceae.
GCCACAGCUCUUACUUGUUAGCUCAAGAAAUUUUUGUGAUAAAAGAAAUAACAAUGCCAAAAGGUUAAAAAAGACUCUUCCUUUGUUUCCUUCUCUCUCUGUCUUUCUUCUCUCUCUCAAAUCUCAAUAGCCGGCCUUUGCUCAUUCAAUUCCAGUUCUUCUUUUUCUCCUUAUAAUUCAAUCUCAAAUUGAGAUUUGAGAUUGAAAGUUUCAAUAUCUUUGUGGUGCUUUGAAAGGAAUUUAAUCAUUUGGGUACUAAUAAAAUCACCUGAUCUUGAGGUGGAAAUAAUUAAGUUGUUUCCUUUUUGAGCUUUUAUGAGGUGGGUUUGAUCUGGAUUUAGAGUUUGGGUUGGAGGAGAAUUGAUAGAGUUUCCGUUUUUCUUUAUAGGGUUGUUUUUACUUUUGGCUUUAAAAUUCUGGGUUUGAUUUGAAAUGGUCUAUUUCCAUAGCUCAAUCUCAGUCUGCAAGUCGGUUGACCAGGCUUCCUCAGCUACAAGCAUGGCAAAUUCUGUGAAUUCAAAUGAUUUUGUUAUGAAUACCAAAUCAUCAUCAUCAUCAUCAUCAUCAUCAAGGAACAAUUUUUACAAGAAACAGAAGGUAUUCAAUUCACCAAGUUGCUUAAAAAUUCCAUCUUGUGAAAGAUCAAGAUCUGCUGCCAUUGAUGUUGUUAUCUUAAUUGCUGUGAUUGCUGCUUGUGGGUUCCUGUUAUUUCCAACUAUAAAGUGCAUAUCUCUGAAAUUGAUUGAAUUCAUUGGAACUGCCUUUUAUUUGGUUAAAGAGGAAAUGAUGAGAACUCCAAUGAUAUAUGGAUCUAUAGGACUUGGUUUUUGUUGUGCUGCAAUAGCUGCUUGGGUUUUGCUUCUGUGUACAACUAGGAAAUGUGGGAAUCCUAAUUGUAAAGGGCUUAGGAAGGCAGCCGAGUUUGAUAUUCAGUUGGAAACUGAGGAGUGUGUGAAGAAUUCCAGCACUUUGGUUAAAGAUGGUGUUAAAAAAGGACUUUUUGAGUUGCCCCGAGAUCAUCAUAAGGAAUUGGAAGCUGAGCUAAAGAAGAUGGCGCCGGUUAAUGGAAGAGCAGUGCUUGUUUUUCGAGCUAGGUGUGGCUGUUCUGUUGGCAGAUUGGAGGUUCCAGGGCCUAAGAAGCAAAGAAAGAUCAAGAAAUAGGAUUUUGGGAUAUGAUAUAGAGAGGAAUUAAAGCAAUACAGAAAGUAGUCAUAAUGCAGAGAGGAGUGCCUUCUCUGGUUAGUUUAAUCAGAAACUAUGUUGUCUUUAAAUAAGCUCUCUUGGCAAUAAGUUGUAAGGAUUAUAUACAGUUGGUUAUAGUGGAGAAUAUAAGAAUCCUUUCGUUCAUUUAUUUUAAUCACUAUUUAAUGGUAAUUUACUUCUUAAAGCUUA